This is a messenger RNA of Besnoitia besnoiti, 3303 nucleotides long. RefSeq lists its product as uncharacterized. The record is from RefSeq and is a predicted model, not a curated record. The transcript has a single exon. The coding region runs from base 1 to 3303 and encodes 1100 amino acids. Lineage: Eukaryota; Apicomplexa; Conoidasida; Eucoccidiorida; Sarcocystidae. Gene Ontology annotation, biological process: lipid metabolic process.
AUGGAAGGACUUGACAGGCGAAGACGACCCGCUGGGGGGGAGUGUGCGCAAGCAACCUGUCGCGUCGGCUGCUCAGUCACUCCACAUCCCGCCCCGACAUCGUUGCCAUCUAACUUUUUGCCCUCGUCCGCCCGCGGCGUCGUGCCGUCUGUCUCAUCGCGUCUUUCUAUCUUCUUCCUUUGCCUGUCGCCCUCCUGGCUAGCCAUCUCAGGAGCUGCGAGCGCCUCCCCGGGGGUCCUCGCUGACGCGCUGAGAGCGGAGAGCAAUUUUUUCCCCGAUUUUUCCAGCUUUUUGCAACCCCAUCGCAGAAAUGCAGUGAGCCUCGCGGACGUCUUCGCGCUGCCUGCGUGGAAUUUCGCUUCGCCCUUCAAAUCCGCAAACGAGGAAGAGAGCGCUGACGCUGACGGCGCGACAUACGCAGAGGGCGCGGGCGAUGUUCAGUCGGAUGAGGGAGCUCAAGUAAACACGCCCCAGACCCCGCUCAGCCAGACAGAGGAGGAAGAGGCAGCUGAGGCGCUGCACGAAUCGCCCACAGCGGCUGCAGCCUCUUCACCUACUUCCUCUUCUGCAGUAGCGUCGCAUCGUCCUCCAUACUCGGCGCCUUUCCCGCCCCUGGCGCCGGCGGGCUUGCCAUCUCCCCGCGACGAGGACGCGGCCUCCGCGCCUGCUGACGCGCCUUCUGCGGCCUCCUCGUCGCCCGCGGAGUCUCCGCACCCAUCGUCUUCUUCUGUCAGUCCCCCUGUUGGGUGUUCUCCGGACUCCGCAUCGCGUGCAUCGCCUCUCGGCUCGUCUACGUCGCAGUCGGCUGCUUCCGCGACGCCUCUGUCUGACGCCUUCUCCUCUUCCGCGUCUGCUGUGUCUCCUCCGCCGCCGGAGGACGCCGAGCGUGCGCUGGUGUCGCCGAUCGUGGAGGAUGGCGUUCUGAGCAUUUCAGUCAUUCUGGGGCACAAGGAGGACGACGGCGAGUGUCGGCUCCGGGAGAGCGAGCCGGUUUCGUCCCUGUUCAAGCGGGGCGACGCGGGCGGCAUUCUGCAGUCCCUCGUGGACGUCACGUCGGACUUCUCGAGGUGGCCUAUGGCUGUGGCGCUCCUUCGCCGCCUCUCCUCGCUCGCAGCGCCUCGCCAGCAGCUCCAGCAGCAGUCCCCAGGGUCGUCGCCCGUUCUGUCCUUUCCUUCGCGGCAUUCGUCUCCUUCGUUAUCGCCCUCGGGGGGAGGUGGGCCUACGGAUCGCGAGCCGAGGCUCGCACGGCUGCCGCGGCUUCACAAGCUCACCCGCGGCCCUGAGCAAGAGGUUGACGGGCGCGCCGCGGCGAGGGGCGGCAGGUGGAGAGAGCGAAAAGAUCAAGGGCGCAGCGAAGUCGAAGCUGAUGAAGCAGAAGACGACGACACCUCGCCGGAGGCGCGCAGCAGCUCGCCGCUUCUGCGGCCGCCCAGAAGCCCUGUAGAGCCCGCGCGGCCUUCCUCCCCCCCCGCAGCGUCUCCUCCGUCUCCUGCCGAUGUGCUUUCGGGCGACGCGCAGGCGACCGCAGAGAGCUCAACAAACCUGCGUCUGGCGCCCAUUGAUGCUGAGGCCACGGCGCGUCACGCGGGCCUUCAGACCGCGUCUCCGCCCAAACGCGCGCUGGGGCCGUCGACGGCGCAGCGGCUCUUGAAUCUCUUCGUGAAGUCGGAGCGAGGCAAUCUAGGGCUUGCGGUGUGUCAGGCGAUGACUGAGCCCGAGGGCGACUCGCGCGCCUUCUGCGCACUCCUCGACGUGAUGAAGCGCGAGGUGACUUGCAGGCAACGGCCGCCAAACUGCGCGGCGAUCGCUGCGGCGCUGCUGGCGUCGGGGGAUCAGACGACGAAUGCUGCUGCGAAUCUCGCCGCCUCGCCACUGUCUUCAGUGGGCAGCAGCCGCCUCUUCGUCGUGCCCGCUUUGCCGGCGCCGUCGCGCGAGCCGCGGAAUCUCGCGGCCGCCCUGCCGGCUGCUGCCUCGGCGCGUGAUCUCCCGCUCGUGCCCCUGAGGUCGCUGCAGGCUUUGACGCAGGCGCGCCGCGCUGCCGGCGCGCACCCAGCGUCUGCGGCGUCUGGGGCGGCGGAGGACGCGCUGCCGGAGGAGCUCGUCGCGCUGGAAGGACCGACUUACGUGCUGCUGUGGGAGGGCCUGCGGCGUCUGUACGACUACUUUGACUUUCGUGUCUGCGAGACCGAGAUCCUCGCGGCGCGCUCGGCCGCAGCGCCGCAUGCACCGCCCGCGUCCUCGCCGGCGCCGCCCGAAUUCCUGCCAGGCUGGACAACGGAGAUGAUUCUGAACGCCGUCCAACCUGGCACGACGCCGCGGAGUCCGCUGUGCGUGAUUGUGCGGAGAGAGAAGACGGUGUUGAUUCUGAUUCGCGGCACGCAGACGCAGUUCGAGUGGGCGUUGAACGCGCAGUACGAGUUGACCUUCGGGUGGAUGGACGCGUGGGACGGCAAGGUGGAGGCGGGCUUCUCGCGCGUCUUCGCUGCGAUGUCGCCCGCGAUCCAGGUGUAUCUCGGUCAGCUGAAGCAGCGCGGAGAGCUCGAGCGCAUCCUCGUCUCGGGACACUCGCUCGGCGCGGCCGUCGGCUGCCUUCUAUCCUACUCGCUCGCGGCCUCGUUUUCGAACGUCGACGCCGUCCUCUUUGCUCCCCCGCGCGCCGGCGACGAGCCCUUCAUGCAGGCGUGGAGCCGACGCGUCAACGGGCGCGCGGUCAGGUUCGCGUUGGACGCCGUCACUCAGGUGCCUUGCAAGUCGAUGCCCCUCUGCGGCGACGACGCAGAGGCCCGCGCCCGAAAGGCCCCCGCGACCACCGCCGCCCCACCGGCGUCCGCGGCCUUCACCCCCGGGGCCCAAGGCCCGGCUCCACAGACCCCGCCGCCCCUCCACCGCGGCAACGAGGCUUCCGACGGCCGAGCCCAGGGGCGGGGGGGGCCUGGCGCCUCGGACUCCGCCUCGGCGACGCCCAAGGGCCGCGAAUGGGUCGGCGACUCCCUCGUGCCUCUCUUUGGGCUCUUCCGGGACCGCAGCGCGGACGGCAGCUCGCGGCGCGAGGGGCCCCCCUCGAACGCGCUCCGGUACGCAGACUACCCGCACGCGGUGGUAUUCGCGGCGCGCGACCUGCCGAAUCCGCAGGCGCAGAAUCCGCUUCACGUCAAGUACAAUCACUUCUGCGCGUACUCCUGCUGGCUGAACUCGAAAUUCAACCCAGCGAAUCCGCACACGCAAUGCAACAAGGAGCCGAGCCUCGCCAGCCUGUCCAACGGCGCCCUGGAGGACCCCGCCCUCUGCCCCGCCGUCGCCUGA